AUGGAAGAUGUUCUGUUGUGUGAGAAUUGGGUCCAAGUUGAUCAUUGUCCGAUCACGGGCAAUGAGAUGAAAUUCUCUCAUAUUUGGGGAAAUGGAGAGAUGCGUUGGCAAAAGCGAGGGACAACCAUCAAAGAGGGGAAAAUAUUGGCAAUAAGAUUAUGCAAGCACAAAUAUGGUUCGGUGCCAUUGGGCAAGGCAAAAAAAUCUUUCAACCAUGACCAAUGUUGUGAGGUGGUGAAAAAUUGUGAGAGAUUCAGAAUUAUUCCAACGAGUCCGACCAUUGUGUUGAACGAGACACCACUCCAUGAUUCAACGACAUCGGAUUCGCCUUUGGAUUCCCUGAUGAGUCAUGACUCACCAAUCCAAAAAGAGCCGAGGCCUAUUGGUCGAAAGGUGGCAAAGGCAAAGAGUGGGAGUACUUCCAUCAAUGAUACUGCAAAAAUUUUGGAGCAAAUUGCAAGGAACGGCACCAUGAGAAUUGAAUUAGACAUGGAAAAAGAUGCGGACAAGAAGGCAAUGAAUAAAGAAUAUGCAAGAGAAAUAGAGUAUAUACGCAAACAAGACAUUGAGAAGAAGGAUCGAGAAACCAUGGCCAUGGAUACAAGCCAUAUGUCUCCCGAAACAAAACAAUUUUGA
Messenger RNA from Prunus armeniaca (apricot), 636 nucleotides. The record is from the annotation of a GenBank genome assembly. NCBI's taxonomy places the organism in Eukaryota, Viridiplantae, Streptophyta, Magnoliopsida, Rosales, Rosaceae.